This is a messenger RNA of Prorocentrum cordatum, 1500 nucleotides long. The record is from the annotation of a GenBank genome assembly. NCBI's taxonomy places the organism in Eukaryota, Dinophyceae, Prorocentrales, Prorocentraceae.
AUGCUCCGACGGUUACGAACAUCUGGGGGGCCCAGUCCAGAUCGACUGCUCUGCCACAGCGGGUUACAGCUGGGUCAACGGCUCGGGAGCUUGCACCGAGAAGUCAUGCUACGCGACUCGGUGCCAGACAUGUGGGGUGUGGCCAGUGCUUCUUCUUGCGUCGGCACUGCAAGCGGCACAAGCUGCUCGCCAGUAUGCAACGGUUCGUACGAACUGAUCGAGCCAAUGAAGUGCAACAAGGGUCACUUCGACGAGCUGCCAUUGAUGUGUGUACCCUCCAACCACGCAGAGACGCUCGAGGUCGUGGAUACAUUUCUCAUUGAGAUGACAAUCGCCACCAACGAGUCCCAGUCGGGCUUCACCGCCGAGUGGGCCAGAAGUGCGGGAGGCGAGGCUGCACUCAAGAGCUCGAUCGGCAAAACCUUAGGCCUGCUUCAGGGGCAGAUCUUCCUGAAAGGGAAGGAGGACCUGACCUCCGACUGGGGCCGUGCCGUGCCAGCGCGACGCCUCACGACAUCGCAGGGGCUGUUCUUCGAGGUCGUGCUCCAGCCGUACCCGAUUGACAACGUGACGGACCUGGAGCAUCGCAUCCUCGCCCUGGGCGGGGGCAACUUUACCCACGAGCUCGACGCGGCCCUAAGAAGCUCCGGAACCAGCGCCCUGCCUGGCCUCGCCGCGGCCACGAUCGUCGUCGGGGCGCCCGCGCAGGUCAGCUUCACCCUUCCCGUGGCGCGAGGGGUCGCCCUCGGCGACUGGGCGUUGUGCCGCAAUCUCUGCGGCCCGGGCGUGCGCACCCGCCCUGUGGAGUGCCUAGGCGCGUGGGGGGGCGACGCCGUCGACCUGUGCAACGCCAACGCCGCCCCAGGAUUCACCAUGGAGUCGUACAUGCCCGCCUCCGAGCCCUGCGAGCAGUACAUAUCGUGCGCCUACGACUGGAGCUGCCCCGGCGGCCCAGAUCCCGUGACGGGCGAGGGCUGCGAGGCGCAGGCAUCGGGCGUGGCAGUUGCGCUCUCUGUCACGCUCCUUUGCUGUGUUUGCCUGCUGUGCCGAUUGGCUCGGAGAAGGUACAAAAUAUCGAUGCUGGCAAACAUACUGUGGACGAGGGAAGGAGGAAUCGACGACGGCGGCGGGAAUCUUCGACAGACGAGCGAUACAGCUCCAACGGCAGCUACGAACGACAUGGGUUCGGUAACCAGCACUUCCAACGAGUUCUUCCACAAGGGGCAGACGGUGGAUUAUUGGUCGGGCGCCACAAAGACAUGGCUGCCAGCCGAGAUCCUCGAUGUUAGGGACGCCAGCUACGACAUACGGGUUGGGGCUGCCGAGCAGACAGUGCACGGCGUGAACGUGAAGGACCUGCGCGUGCCAUUCGACGAAGUCGACUCGGCGAGCGCGCACGAGGUUCCUCCCCCCACACGGACUACAUCCAGCGCCGCAGGGACACCAGAGUGUGCUACCACGGACGAUGGGCCGGCGGCCGAGGAACGCUUCACGGUCUGA